Melopsittacus undulatus (budgerigar) is the source of this 1131-nucleotide messenger RNA. RefSeq names its product phospholipase A2. Lineage: Eukaryota; Metazoa; Chordata; Aves; Psittaciformes; Psittaculidae. Gene Ontology annotation, molecular function: phospholipid binding; calcium ion binding. The coding region runs from base 197 to 655 and encodes 152 amino acids. The record is from RefSeq and is a predicted model, not a curated record. The transcript is spliced from 4 exons. Gene Ontology annotation, biological process: lipid catabolic process; arachidonate secretion; phospholipid metabolic process.
CGGACCCAGCGCUCCCGCUCUUGCAGCGGCAGCUCCUCCCUUCUGCCUAGAUGGACAGCGGGGCUCGGGGGACCUGGCUCGGGGCAGAAAGCAGCCUCUUAUAGCCGACACGGAGCAGCCAGCUUCACACCUACCUCCUCGGCCCGCCGCCGGAGCAGCACCCGCCGCGCUACCCGUGGAACCCCGCCGCCCCGCAAUGCCCCUGUGCCUCCUGCUGCUGCUGCUGCCUGCAGCCGUUUAUAAAGGCACUCUUGGGGAAGCCCAUUUUAGAAAUCGAAGAGGAAUACUUGAAUUAGCUGGAGCCAUUAGAUGUACUACAGGUCGAUCUCCUUUUGCCUACUUACGCUACGGAUGCUACUGCGGUCUGGGAGGAAGAGGAUGGCCCAAGGACAGAGUAGACUGGUGCUGCUUUAACCAUGACUGCUGCUACGGCAAGGCAGAACAAGCAGGUUGUCAGCCCAAGAUAGAAAGUUACCACUGGGAAUGUGAAGACAACACUGUUGUGUGUGAAUCAUUAGAAGACAAAUGUCAAAAAAUGGCGUGUGAAUGUGACCGUGAAGCUGCCAAAUGCUUUUCUAAAGCUCCCUAUCAUACAAAACACCUUUUAUGGCCAGACUUUAUGUGUGGUGAGAUUCAGCCUUUGUGUAGGUAUUAGAUAUAUGACAUCAGACUUCAUGAAAUAAAUUCUGUGUGUAUUUAAAUCUAAAUUACUUUUUUUUUGAGUCACAGUAGUGACAACAAAUGAUUUUCCCCCUUCUUGAUUCUCCUGCCACCUCAGCCUCUCCACUUUAGAAUGGUGAAAGUAAACAUGUACCCUCUAAUUUACCUUCUAUGUCACACAGACUGAAAGGAAGGUCAUCACUUCUGUGUAAGUUCUUACUGACUACACAGAAAUUUGAGGUUUUUGAGUAACUGAUUUAAAAUUAAUUGUUUAUAUCCAGAUUCACAGAUUUUUUAGACUCAUUACAUCAUUCACUGUAAACUCCAUUGGUUGUAAGAUAAAAAUCAAACUUUUAUACAAACAUUUACCUAAAUGUUUGUUAACUUCGAACUGACCAUUAAGAAAGGCAUGAAGUGACAGUGUCAGCACAAAGACCCCUCUCAUCUAUAUUAAAUACUUAUUAUAAAGUC